This is a messenger RNA of Caenorhabditis bovis, 1110 nucleotides long. NCBI's taxonomy places the organism in Eukaryota, Metazoa, Nematoda, Chromadorea, Rhabditida, Rhabditidae. The record is from the annotation of a GenBank genome assembly.
AUGGAUUUCGGAUUGUUAGGAUUAUUUCCAAGCAGCGAAGACGGCGAAUCUGUGGAAGCCCGUGGAGAUAGCGACGAAACUGUAGAUCAAGCCAGUGACGUCGAAUCACAGAAUAUAACUGUUGGAGGGGAUGGCGCGUUUGUGAAUCAAGAAACAACGGAUGAGGGCGACGAUGGAACGAUGAGAAUGACAAUGAUGGAAGAGGAGAUUGAUGAUGAGUUUGAUAUGAGCAAUCCGUGUCCAAGAGGGCCGCCGGGACCACCUGGCGAGCCUGGAGAGCCGGGCAAUGACGGGCCGAACGGCACGAAUGGGACUGAUGGGAAUGCGUGGCAUUUAGAUGCCGAAGAUCGGGUUAUAGUUUUGGGUUGUGUGAAAUGUCCACCAGGUCCGAGAGGGACGGAAGGAGAUCCGGGAAGCCCCGGGGAUCGCGGAUCGGCCGGUCAAAAUGGUCCGCCGGGUCUAGAUGGAUACGAGGGUUUUCCGGGCGCUCCUGGAGAGCCAGGAGAUCCUGGAGAAGACGGCGACGAUGGCCAAGACGGCUAUCCUGGCCCGUCCGGCAAUCCAGCGAAAAGAUAUAUAAAUUUUCCUGGGCCCAAAGGAGAAGCUGGACCGCCAGGCGCCCCGGGAGAAAAUGGACAACCUGGCAGCACUCCUGGUCGAGGGCCGCGAGGAAUUGCGGGCGCCUCAGGGGCACCCGGCCGACACGGCAUACCGGGUCCGCCGGGCGAGCCGGGAAAGCCAGGUGAUGCAGGUUUACCAGCCCCAUCGGGUGGUCAAUGCAAAUGCCCUGAACGACGAACCCAUCAGCCGCCUCAUCGAUAUGCCUAUCCAGUUCCACCGCCUCACUAUUAUGCUGAAUAUACAACGACACCUUAUAGGUAUUAUGUACGAGCUGAAUUGCCUUCUUCCUCUUCUUCCAGUUACCAAGAAGACAAAAUAGAUCAAAUGAUGAAUACCUAUUCAGAAGGAGUCGAAACUACAACAGAAGCCAUAUACAGAUAUUUGAUUAAAAAUGGCGAACCAAUUAAUACGGACCCUGUCGGUUCAGAUGAAUACAAAGAAGCGGUGCACAAACCAGCGAUUCCGACCAAAUUUGACACCUCACCCUGA